Cryptococcus amylolentus CBS 6039 is the source of this 201-nucleotide messenger RNA. RefSeq lists its product as hypothetical. The record is from RefSeq and is a predicted model, not a curated record. The transcript has a single exon. Bases 1 to 201 code for a protein of 66 amino acids. Lineage: Eukaryota; Fungi; Basidiomycota; Tremellomycetes; Tremellales; Cryptococcaceae.
AUGUCUGGCUCUGAAACCCAAUCCAACGCCUCUAUCCGAGAGGAAAUCUUCAACGAGGACCCUAAUAUCUUUACGCAGAGCGAGAGGGACGGCAUCACUCGUGCAUUUGGCAAUGGUCCUGCCGAGGGAAGCGCUGUCCCCGAGGCCGACGCUGGCACCCAGAACGGUGGAACUGAGGCGUCUCAGAACGGUGGUCAGUAA